ACGAAUUUUGAUUCAACUUUUAGAGAGACUGUAAGGAAUGCUAAGAAUUAUUUCUCUAGUUGCUCUGGUGACUAUGACUGUCACUGUGGAGCCAUACGUGACCCUUGCGCAAAAUUCAAAUGUCACAAUGGAGGAUCUUGUAUUGCCCCAGCGGAUGUACCGUAUUGCGUCUGUCCAGAAUAUGUGACCGGAAGUCACUGCCAAACAAUUGCAAAGUCAGGCACACGUAAUCCCUGCAGAUAUUAUAGAUGCGCCCACGGUGGCACCUGUGUCAUGGAGGGCAAGAAACCUAAGUGUAAUUGUACCAGUAGCUAUACAGGACUACACUGUCAUUAUAGUGUCCAAAUAAAUAAACGUAGACCUUGCCUAAACCUCACAUGUCUGAAUGGAGGUAACUGCACCUCUCCUGCUGAUGUUCCUGUCUGUACAUGCCGUCCAGGUUUUUUCGGAAACAGAUGUGAAUUUCACCGUGAUCCAUGUUUCAACUUUGAUUGCAAAAACGGAGGGAACUGUUCUGCUCCAGCUGAUGCCCCAUUCUGUAAAUGCCCCAUUGGUUUUACGGGCAACAAAUGCCAGAUAAGAAUUGAACCGAGAGCUCGUUGCCCGAUAGUUUCUCCAGGAGCCAAUGACGUCUGUGGUGGAGUCUUCUGUGUACUGGACAAUGAGUGCAAACCUGAACAGAAAUGUUGUCACAGCACUUGUGGUGGAAAAAUUUGCAAAAAUGUCAGUGUUGGCUAAUGUGUCAUUUGAUUUGUUUCGGUUUCUAGGCUGUCAUAACAUGUAAUGUUUAAGUAACGGAAUACUGCUUGUAAUGACUGCUUGAAAAGCUAAGUAAAUCAAAGAUUGUUUGAAGUUAUUAAAGAUGCAGUCAAUAAUUAAUUGUUUCGUUCAGUUCCCAGGGUUAAUGCAUGACAUGAAAGUAUUAAAAACACUCA
Messenger RNA from Biomphalaria glabrata, 935 nucleotides. RefSeq names its product fibropellin-3-like. Gene Ontology annotation, molecular function: peptidase inhibitor activity. The transcript has 7 exons. Gene Ontology annotation, cellular component: protein-containing complex; extracellular region; plasma membrane. Bases 274 to 738 code for a protein of 154 amino acids. Lineage: Eukaryota; Metazoa; Mollusca; Gastropoda; Planorbidae. Gene Ontology annotation, biological process: establishment or maintenance of epithelial cell apical/basal polarity; heterophilic cell-cell adhesion. The record is from RefSeq and is a predicted model, not a curated record.